Molecule: messenger RNA, 2001 nt
Organism: Ophidiomyces ophidiicola
Lineage: Eukaryota; Fungi; Ascomycota; Eurotiomycetes; Onygenales; Onygenaceae
Gene: DBF2
Product: serine/threonine-protein kinase dbf2
Exons: 3
Coding region: 1-2001 (666 amino acids)
Biological process (GO): peptidyl-serine phosphorylation; intracellular signal transduction
Cellular component (GO): spindle pole body
Molecular function (GO): protein serine/threonine kinase activity; ATP binding
Source: RefSeq, a predicted model, not a curated record
AUGGCUGCGAACACGCGAACACAACCUCCACUCAGAAAACAGGAGUUUAAAUCGCAGAUACCGUCGCUCAUUCACUCGCGAUCUAACAAUGAGCUCCACGACCAGCCGCACUCGCCGCAACACUAUGGGUUUACAAGCCCACUUCACACCCCUCAGGGCAGCCCCAGCAAAAGCCGUCUCCCUCCCGGAGCAACUGACCUUCCCAGUAUUUUCGACAAUGCAAUGAAACUCAAUCCAUCAUCUCCGCCCAAAUCGGUUUUCAAUCUCACCAACCUACCUCCAGGAAAAGGGCAGAUCAGCGGGGUAGAAGAGUUGGAAACAUUUACUGAAAGCGUGAUUCAUAAAACAACUGCUGCAUCCUCCAGCCCUACGCGACGACGAAAUCAAGAAAACACGCCGCCAGGUGGUUCACGCGCCGGAAAGGAGCCGGCUGUUGACUCAAACAACCCCGCUGCAGUUUCGCGACAUGAAGCUUAUCAGAGCAAGGUGCAGCGAGAGCGGAAGAAUCCAGCUCAGACGCGAGGCCUGACCACAGAAGAGCUUGAAAAAUUACAACUACCAAAUGUCCAGCGUAUUGCUAACGUCACCCAACUAUAUUUCCUCGAUCAUUAUUUUGACCUCCUAAGCUAUGUCCAUAAUCGACAGACGCGUCAAGCCCAAUUUAAAACCGCCUAUCCUCCUCCUCCUCUCACCUCACGCGCUGAAUACGAAUCUGCUUUACAGAAAUACCUUGGCAGGGAGCGUGCUCAUUUGCGCAAAAGAAGAACGAGGCUUCGCCAUGCUGAUUUUCAAAUUCUCACCCAAGUUGGUCAAGGUGGAUACGGCCAAGUCUAUCUCGCACAGAAAAAAGAUACACGCGAGGUGUGUGCCCUAAAGGUUAUGAGCAAGAAGCUUCUGUUUAAGCUAGAUGAAGUGAGGCAUAUAUUGACUGAACGGGAUAUUCUUACUGCUGCGAAGAGUGACUGGCUGGUGAAGUUGUUAUACGCUUUUCAAGAUGACGAGAAGAUAUAUUUGGCAAUGGAAUAUGUUCCAGGAGGUGACUUUCGCACCCUACUCAACAAUGCCGGUGUCCUUCAUAAUCGUCAUGCACGCUUCUAUAUCUCAGAGAUGAUUCAGUGUGUUGAUUCUCUGCAUGCGCUUGGCUAUAUUCACCGAGAUCUCAAGCCGGAAAAUUUUCUGAUUGACUCCACCGGUCAUGUGAAGCUGACUGACUUUGGAUUGGCGGCUGGGAUGCUCAGUCCCGGAAAGAUUGAGUCUAUGAGGAUCAAGCUAGAGGAAGUUGGUAAGACUUCUGUCCCGUUUGGCCGUCCCAUGGGUCAACGCACGGCUGCGGAAAGACGAGAGGGAUAUCGCACGCUCAGAAAGCGUGAAGUUAACUAUGCAAAAUCGAUUGUUGGAUCCCCUGAUUAUAUGGCUCCAGAGGUCCUCAAAGGAGAAGAAUAUGAUUUUACAGUUGACUACUGGAGCUUGGGCUGCAUGCUGUUCGAAGCUUUAGCUGGAUACCCACCUUUUGCCGGUGCCACUGUUGAUGAGACUUGGCAGAAUCUUAAACAAUGGGAGCAAGUUCUUCAGGAACCCGUAUACGACGACCCUGCGUAUUUUCUAUCAAGACGCACAUGGGAUUUGAUCAUCCGACUUGUCGCUGCAAAGGAGCGCCGUUUCAAGAAUAUUAAAGAGAUUCAUAUGCACGAAUACUUCCUAGAAGUUGACUUCAACAAGCUGCGUGAUAUGCACCCUCCAUUUGUUCCCGAACUGGAUUCUGAAACAGACGCUGGCUACUUCGAUGACUUUGGUAGCGAGGCGGACAUGGCAAAGUACAAGGAAGUUCACGACAAACAAAAAGCCCUGGAGGAUAUGGCAGAAAGAGACGAUAAAAUGAGUAAGAGCUUGUUUGUUGGAUUUACUUUUCGGCAUCGUAAACCCGCAACGGGAACAGAGGGACGAGCCAAUAGUCCUCGAAAAGCGAUUCCAACAGAUGGCUCUUUUGGUACAAUUUUUUAA